UGUUGCAACGAAAAUUUUAAUUAAAAAAGCAGAAAAAAUGUUGGAGGAAAAACUAAUUAGAGAAAUUCAGCAAAACGAAUGUCUUUGGAAUAAAUAUAAUCCGGACUAUAAAAAUAAGCGAAAGAAGGAUAUCUGCUGGAGCUGUGUGUCAAAUAAUGUCGGCGAAUCUGUGGAGGCCUGUCGCAAGCGUUGGAAGUCUUUAAGAGAUCGUUUUGUAAUUGAAUUGAGCGCAAGAAGUAAAACGGGCGGUAAUGUGCAUACAAAGAAGGAAUGGCUAUUUUUUGAGCAACUAUUUUUUCUUACGGCCGGCAUGACACCAAAAGGUUCUCAAUCCGCACCAUUGCUCAACUCGCAACUGACACAUCAGCCUAAAUUGAAGAACCCCAGCGACAAAAGAGAAAAACAAAUUGAAACCCCCAGAUCCAACGCCCUAAAGGAUGCUAGUGUUGCUUUGGGCUCUGAUGCACAGCGGUAUGCAAAUUUGGAUGAAACUUUUCGCACACUCGUGGAGAAUUAUUUGAAUUUUGUAAACACCUACAAACAGUCCGCUGAUCCGUUCCUGGCUGUUAUACAAGAAUUUUUCGACAAAGUGCCACAACACCGGCGAACAGCAUUCAAAAUGGAAAUACUCAACUACACCUACAAAAUGUACAUGGAAAUGAAGGAUUGAGCAAUAAAAAUAAGCGCGACUUUUUAAACGUGGCUUUCAACACAUCU
Molecule: messenger RNA, 717 nt
Organism: Bactrocera tryoni
Lineage: Eukaryota; Metazoa; Arthropoda; Insecta; Diptera; Tephritidae
Exons: 3
Coding region: 38-670 (210 amino acids)
Biological process (GO): regulation of transcription by RNA polymerase II
Cellular component (GO): transcription regulator complex; nucleus
Source: RefSeq, a predicted model, not a curated record